This is a messenger RNA of Astyanax mexicanus (Mexican tetra), 3924 nucleotides long. It is a transcript of the gene dacha, whose product is annotated as dachshund a. Bases 256 to 2079 code for a protein of 607 amino acids. NCBI's taxonomy places the organism in Eukaryota, Metazoa, Chordata, Actinopteri, Characiformes, Acestrorhamphidae. The transcript has 12 exons. The record is from RefSeq and is a predicted model, not a curated record.
GAGCCGAGCGCCGCGCGCCUCAUUGUAACCAUCUCUCUCUCUCGCGCGAGGAAGGUAGUAGUAAGUAGGUAACGUUAGCCCCGUUGCCCGGUGCACUGUAACAAGGCUCGAGCGCGGUCGCAUGCGAACGGCGGUGUGAAGAGAGAGCGCGCGCGCGUAGAAGCAGCAUCAGAAGCAUCAGCAGCGGUCCGAAAAAAAAAUCCGUAAGAAAUAAAUAAAAAAAUCCGAGAAAAAAAGAAACUUCGCGAGAGAGGCAUGGCCGUGUCCGCGACUCCGCCGGUGCUUUCGCCGACUUCCACCCCCGGCGCGGGCAGCCUGUUCCGUCCCGACCCGCUGUACUCCAGUCCGGCCGAGUCUCCGUGCCUCACGAGCAGCAUGAUCAACUCCUUCAUCAGCGGCGGCGGCGGCGGGGGAGGCGGCGGCAGUAACGGCAGCGCGGGCGGCGGCGGCAACAACGAGUGCAAGAUGGUGGAGGUCCACGGGGUCAAGGUGGCCUCGUUCACGGUGGACGGUCAGGAGCUGAUCUGCCUGCCGCAGGUAUUCGACCUCUUCCUGAAGCACCUGGUCGGCGGGCUGCACACCGUCUACACCAAGCUGAAGCGGCUGGAUAUAUGCCCGGUGGUGUGCACGGUGGAGCAGGUCCGGAUCCUGCGGGGACUCGGCGCCAUCCAGCCCGGCGUGAACCGCUGCAAACUCAUCAGCAGGAAAGACUUCGAGGCGCUGUACAACGACUGCACGAACGCCAGCUCUCGUCCAGGUCGUCCUCCGAAGCGUUCCCUGGGGGUCACCAUGCAGGACAGCUCCAGGCUCCUCCCCCACAGCGUUCACGGGCUGCUGUCUCCGGGCCUGCUCUCUCCUACAGGUCUGACGGCGGCGGCCAUGGCGGAGGCGAUGAAGCUGCAGAAGAUGAAGCUGAUGGCCAUGAACAACAUCCACGGAGCCGGGAGCCAGAACGGCACCGAGUCCGAGAACGAAGAGCUCAACUCCAACGCAGGUGGCAGCGAGUCGUCUUGGGAUAAGGAGAAGCUGCAGUCCCCGCCCUCCUCCGGUGCCCAGCACGGCCUGGCACACGCCAGCCUCGCCGCCCAGCACGGCCUGACCGGCUCCCACCUCACCUCCCUACAGCAGAGCCACCUCCUCGCCAACCGUCUGGAUCUACCCUUUAUGAUGAUGCCUCACCCCCUGCUGCCCGUCAGUCUGCCGCCUGCCUCUGUCGCCAUGGCAAUGAACCAGAUGAACCACCUGAACACUAUCGCCAACAUGGCUGCUGCCGCACAAAUGCACAGCCCUCUUUCUAGAGCAGGAGCGUCAGUUAUCAAGGAGUGUGUGCAGGACAGUCCAUCUCCAGCUCCGUCUCUGGAGGAAGCCCCUCGCCCCGGCUCUCAGCCGUCCUCCCACGUCAGCAGCAGCGUCUCCAGCUCCCCGAACCCCCACCCACAGAGCCCCGAGCGUCUGGUGCUGAAUUCAGCUGAGAUUGGAGAUAUAGCAGACCGCGAGACUGGCAUCAACAUGAAGAAGAUCCUGAAAGAGAAAGAUGAGGCUCAGCUGGCGCUGCCUCUGCUGAAGCCGGGUUUUGAGAAGCUUCCUCUGGGCGCUCAGACUCUUCCUCCGGGUUUUCCGGCUCCGUUCCUGUUCGCAGACGGACUCUCCUCCGUGGAGACGCUGCUCACCAACAUCCAGGGUCUGCUGAAGGUGGCGGUGGAUAACGCCCGCGUGCAGGAGAAGCAGGUGCAGCAUGAGAGGAAGGAGCUGAAGAUGGAGCUUUACCGCGAGAGAGAGAUGAGAGAGAGCCUGGAGAGACAGCUCACCUCCGAGCUCCACAGCCGAGCCACCAUCCAGAAGCGUCUGAAGAAGGAGAAGAAGGCGAAGAGGAAACUGCAGGAGGCGCUGGAGUUCGAGUCCAAGAGGAGAGAGCAGGUGGAGCAGGCCCUGAAACAGGCCACCUCCCCCGAGAGCCUCCGCAUCACCCUCUCCGAUAAAGUGAUACCAGAAGUGGAGGCUGAGCAUAACGGCAGUCAGCAGGAGAACUCAGCUGUACAAGAGAACAGACCCUACUCCAAGCCUCCCAUCAUGUACUGAGGUGGACGUGCAGCUUCUCCUGACCUCCCUCCCGCCUGUAGAUGGAUGCUUCACCCCGCUGACGCUGGACUCUGUGCUGGGGGGCUGUGCUGGGGGGCUGUGGGGUUUUAUGGAGGCACAAUGAUGAGGGUGAUGCCCACAGGUCACCCGGUCACACUAAUGUACAGGACUGGACUGAGUGUGUGUGCGCUGCGCUGUGUGCGGUGUGUGAUCGCGGGUUCGGCGGUGUGUAUCCGGAGUGUACCACGCGUUGGCAGCCGCCCACCACACUACAGCACCUUGUAAAGAAAUGAAAAAACAAAAAACAAAACAAAAAGAAGAAGAAAAGGUUCAAAAAGUUCUCCUCCCCCAUGUUUUUUCAACUACUUCUACAUUUUACCACUUUUUGAGACUAAAAAAAAAACUAUGAAGUGUUUUUUUUUUUCUUCUGGAUGAACGUACAGUACAUCUCCUCACGCUCUUUAUCUUCUUACACCUUCUUCUUCUUCUUCUUCUUCUUCUUCUCCUUCUUAUUAUUCCUCCCAUCUCCUCGUGAAGCACCCUGCUGCACCCCCACCCCCACCCUGAUCCCCACCCUGACCCGUGCUUUUAAUGUUUUAUUCUUUUAUCCAGUUCUGCCAUGAUUAUUACUGUCUUUAUUAUUGUUACUGUUAUAAUUAUUAUUAUUAUUGCUAUAUUAUUAUUAUAAUUAUUGCUUUGAGUUGACCCCGUGUGCAGCAGUGAUUCUGUACAGCACAAACAAGUCUUGACGAGGCUUUAAAAAAAAAAGAAAAAAAAGAGCGAAAGGUAUGAUUUAUGAUUUAUCUCAACACGAGAUAACACAAGAUAACAACAACUACUCCAAGAUAACAACGAAACGAGACCAGCAAGCUCCUCCUCCUAGUGCUCCUCCUCUUCAUCCUCCUCAAUAAUUAAUCACUGUCUGUAUUUGUUGUGUUUUUAUUGUUAGACGCUCUUAUUUUUUAUGUUAUUUUUUGUAUUAUUUUAUUUUAUUUUAGUAACGCCGCAUAGAAAUGUCCUACUUUUCUCGAAACCUUCUCAAAGUGUUUAUUCUAUUAUUAUCGUUAUUGUUAUUAUUAUUAUUAUUCUAUUGUUUGUUUCACUGUUUGUUUCUCGAUUUUUUCGAUCAUUACGAAUUUUUACGUAUUUUAAUCGGCCUCGGUGACGAGCGUUUGAAGUUUGUGAUGUCAAAACUAAAUACUUUGCCUUCAUUUGACUUAGCCCCUCCCCUCAACACCCAAACCCCUCCCCCACAACUACGCUCUAUAAAGAUAAAAAGAAAAGAAAAAAAGGACAAAAAAAAGAAGUGAUAAGUUGUUGUUCAUAUAAUAAUACAGUAUUACUGUAAGCUCCUCCUCCUUCUUCCACACCUUCUGUUUUUAACUUCGUUUAUAAAGACUUGUAAAAAAAUGCUUUAGCGUUUGCUACUCUAAUGUCGUUAUAAAGUGGAUACAUUUUUAGUGAAGAAGAAAAACGUACAACAUAACGUACCCUUAUGCACAUCUGAUGCAAGCAUGCCUGUAGAUACAACACUGAAGACAAAUGAAGACACUUCCUGUUUAAAGAUUGAAAAAGUUGCCUCUUCUAAUCUAUUUUUGAAAGGUUUUGGGACGUCCGCCGGCAUCACAACCACAACCUGGCAGCUACAGUAUAUAUCCGUAACGGUGAACCUUGUUUUAGAAUGAUGACAACCACCAACCAAUCACAGCUCUGCACAUAAAAUGACAAUAAAAAAACAUCCCUAUGGACAUCAUCUCAAUAGAUUUUGGGUUUGUUUUGAUUGUUUGUUUGUUUUUUUGUUUAUUUUUGGUUUUAUAAAUAAUAAAUUUGAUCUUGGAAGCAUUA